This is a messenger RNA of Linum tenue, 387 nucleotides long. The record is from the annotation of a GenBank genome assembly. Lineage: Eukaryota; Viridiplantae; Streptophyta; Magnoliopsida; Malpighiales; Linaceae.
AUGCGUCUUUUCUCCGUGCUGCAGAUUAGCAUUAGAAGAGGUCAAAUUCCUUCAGAAACAGCGCAGAGGAAAUUCGGAAUCCCUGCUCGUCCCGCUUCACAAUCUGGGUCAUCGAUCGCCAAGAAACUAACUGACAAGUGCUCGAUGCUUCCCUAUGUCUUCAUAACCAUUUUGCGAAGGCACGGGAGGGAGAAAGCUCAGGAUGAUUUCUACCAGUUCGUAUGGAUCGGCCGGCAUGGGUGGGUGGCUCGGAUUCCUUGCCUGGUGGUGAGAAACGAAUCGGCGGUUGAAGCGCGGACUGGAGAUCAUGGAGCCCCACCGCUUGCAGACGAGUUUGCACCGGCUGCUGGAUCUUGGGUCGGGGAGGCGAAUCAGGAUCUCUUCUAG